Molecule: messenger RNA, 321 nt
Organism: Cylicocyclus nassatus
Lineage: Eukaryota; Metazoa; Nematoda; Chromadorea; Rhabditida; Strongylidae
Source: the annotation of a GenBank genome assembly
AACCUCAAAUCCCGCGGAAUACCAACUAGAACAAGAUCUAGGACCUUUUCAUUAGAGAUCAGCUUGAAGCCAGAAUUUUUGAAGAAUUCAAAAAAGUGCAUUGUAGUGUACUUCCUUUUUUCAAAUUGCACCAACGUUUUCAUUUUGUAUCGACUUCCGAAAACUUUUCUUUCAAAUCUUAGGAUCACUGGUCAAGUUUUCAGUAAUGGCCUUUUGUCUUGAAUUUAGGUAAUUUUUUGGGUAGUAAACAAAUUUGUUGACAAACAGAUUUGCGAAUUUUAAUUUUCUUAUAGCGCUUAUAAACUUUCCUCUAAGCAAACC